Leptosomus discolor (cuckoo roller) is the source of this 951-nucleotide messenger RNA. The record is from RefSeq and is a predicted model, not a curated record. NCBI's taxonomy places the organism in Eukaryota, Metazoa, Chordata, Aves, Leptosomiformes, Leptosomidae.
AUGGCAGUAGCGAGCGUUGGCAGGAAGCUGUGGAAGAGCUCGUGGUUUGAUUGUGUUUGCUCUCAGGCUCCUCCAGGAAAGGUGGAAGAAGUGGUGAAGGUUGCUAUUGAUGCAGGCUACCGCCACUUUGACUGUGCCUAUCUCUAUGAGAAUGAAAAUGAAAUAGGGAAUGCAGUCCAGCAGAAGAUCAAGGAGGGGGCUCUGAAACGGGAAGACCUCUUCAUUGUCACUAAGUUGUGGAACACGUUUCAUGAGAGGUCGUUGGUCAAGGUAGCAUGCAAGAAGAGCCUCGCUGCACUGAAACUGGACUAUCUUGACCUCUACCUGAUACAUAGCCCUAUGGGAUUCAAGGCUGGUGAAGAACUGCAACCUGUGGAUGACAAGGGCAUGAGUAUUCCCAGUGAUACAGAUUUUCUGGACACAUGGGAGGCCAUGGAGGAUCUGGUGGACUGUGGUCUGGUAAAAGCCAUUGGUAUCUCCAACUUUAACCAUGAGCAGAUUGAAAGAAUCUUGAAUAAGCCAGGACUGAAAUACAAGCCGGUAAAUAACCAGAUUGAAUGUCAUCCAUACUUAACCCAGGAAAAGUUGAUCAAGUACUGUAAAUCCAAAGGGAUUGCUGUGACUGCGUACAGCCCCCUUGGCGCUCCUAACCGUCCAUGGGCCAAGCCAGGGGAACCUGUGCUGCUGGAUGAUCCCAAGAUUAAAGAGAUUGCCGUUAGACAUCAUAAAACUCCUGCCCAGAUUCUGAUCCGGUUUCUUAUCCAGAGAGACGUGAUUGUCAUUCCCAAGUCUGACAAACCACAGCGUGUUGAGGAAAACAUCAAGGUGUUUGACUUUGAGCUGUCUAAAAAGGAGAUGGACGUCAUCCUCAGCUUUAACAGGAACUGGAGGGCAGUUACAGUGCUCCAAGCUGUCAAUCACAAGGACUACCCAUUCAAAGCAGAAUAUUAA